Messenger RNA from Paramacrobiotus metropolitanus, 2062 nucleotides. Its product is annotated as synembryn-A-like. Gene Ontology annotation, cellular component: cytoplasm. Lineage: Eukaryota; Metazoa; Tardigrada; Eutardigrada; Parachela; Macrobiotidae. The transcript is spliced from 10 exons. Gene Ontology annotation, molecular function: G-protein alpha-subunit binding; guanyl-nucleotide exchange factor activity. Gene Ontology annotation, biological process: G protein-coupled receptor signaling pathway. The coding region runs from base 202 to 1827 and encodes 541 amino acids. The record is from RefSeq and is a predicted model, not a curated record.
UCGGUGGUGAAAUGAAAAUAUGAAGAAAACACCUCGGUUUAAAGUUUUCACUUUUCAUAUUUUUCAUACGAGCGAUUCCAUCAUGCUAGAUGACAAGUGAACGAUGAUCUGAAAUUCUGAAUACGGGUUACCCGUUUGCCUUGUGUUUUACGAAAUGUUGGAUUGUUUGCCUUUUAAAAUAUUGCAUUUCAUCCGUUAAAGAUGAAUUCUGACGACAUAACUGUGAUUGAGUCGGGAUCCGUAGCUGAUCUGAAUCGGAUCCUGCAGGAAUUUAAUGCCCGGCAUACGUCAACAUUUACUUUUUCUGGAUUUGACGCCAUCGGGAAGAAGCGUUUGGGCGAAAUCUUAGCACGGAAACUAUCCGCUGCGGAGUUUGCGGACGCCCACUCCAGCUCGCUGGAGUUUUUGCGUCUCGUAGCGCGGGAUAAAACUGAUCUGGAGAAUCUUAUCAAUGAUGAUCUACUGCACAUUUUGGCCGUUCGCGCCCGUCUGACGAAGGAAUUACAAGGAACACUUCCGGCUGAACACGAAAUCGGCGUGACGACAGAAGCCCAGAAGGUCCUAUGCAAUCUGGUGUUCCACAGUGCGUCGGGGCAGCGUUAUUUCAGCCGCGAAGAGAUUGUGGAUGUGCUCAUGUCUCGGAUAAGCUCCAAUAAGGAAGCUGCGCGAUGGCCUUUAGAGAACCAGCUGUUGGACAUGAAACUGCUAUUUAUCAUCAGCAUCCUGUGCGCGGAUACGCGGGUGCAUUUGCGUAAUGAUCUGCGUGCCGUGCAGGAUCUGUGCGUCACCGUUACCAUGCUGGCCAGCAGUAGUGCAUCCGGCGCGGCAGCCGAGGGAUCGCUUGUCAAUAGCGUCCUCUGUGAGAUCCUCAAAGUGCUCUUCAAUCUCGUCUGCAAUAUGAGUCCCACCAAUUUGACACUGGGUGAAGAACUGGACUUUGUCACACUGGGCAACACCUGUCGCGAACUGUUGAUCUCUACCACGUCUCCCGAUGUGAAAAAGCACGUGAUCAAUCUCCUCACCGUCGUCAAGAAAUUCGGCUACAACCAGCUGGUUAUUCCGCUCGACGAUGGCAGUCCCGGCGCGGUCCCCUAUGAAAAUUUUGAUCUGCAGGCGGUCAGUGUUAUUCUGAAGUAUCUCGAUGAAAAAUUGUCCGGUGUGACGGUGGGCAACGGAAGUGGCCGUUCGGUGGAUGACAGUCUGGCGCCGGUGUUGUGCGCGUUAACGGAAGCCGCCAAGACCGUCCCGAUCAUCCGCAAAUAUCUCAAAACCCAGAUUCUGCCCCCGCUGCGCGAUGUCCACAACCGACCGGAAGUGGGCAGUUCGUUGCGGAAUAAAAUCUGCCGAUUAUUGACCGUCCCGUUGGUCAGUGUGCGGGAUAGUGCCGGGGAUUUUCUGUAUAUUUUAUGCAAAAAUAAUGUGAACCGUCUGAUCAAGUAUACGGGUUAUGGGAACGCCGCGGGAUGGCUGGCGGAUCGCGGCAUGAUGGGCCUACCGCGGGCGCAUGAGGAGCAGAUGGAGGACACGGAGGACAGUGAGACGGAGGAAUACGAGCAGCACAAACACACUAUUGAUCCCAUCACCGGCGCAGUGAAAGUGGAGGGUCCUAAUCCCAUGGAGGGCAUGUCAGAGGAACAAAAGGAGUAUUAUGCGCACGAACUGGCGCUCGCCCUCGAUAAAUUAAUCAAAAAAGGUGAUAUUAAACCGGCAGCUAUCGGUCCAGACGGUCGACCACAAAUGAUUGACGAUGUACUAAAAUAUCGGGAAGAGAUGUUAAAACAGCAGAAUCCUAAACCCAAACCACAGCCCGAUGACGAGGACGGAUAACCCUCCAUUCGCAGCAUUUUUUUAACGACAGACGAUGAUGGCAGUUUCAAGCGUGAUUGUUAUUGUGUUCGUAGUUGUAUACACUUGUGCUAGUCAUUUUACUGCUGUAUCAGUUAGUUCUGAUCUUUAUCUUUUUAACGGCAUUUUAAAUUUCCAGAGAAUGUUCACGGUUUCAAUAAACCUUACCAACUACUGGAGAAAUUGCGCAGUUUUUAAAGAUUAAUAAUAAAGCACA